Molecule: messenger RNA, 696 nt
Organism: Knipowitschia caucasica
Lineage: Eukaryota; Metazoa; Chordata; Actinopteri; Gobiiformes; Gobiidae
Source: the annotation of a GenBank genome assembly
AUGACAGACAGCCCGAUCCAUCUGCAGACUGCAUCAUUUGGUAUUCUGGACGACAGAGUAGUUGUGGACCUUGAGUACCUGGAGGAAACUGGAACACCUGGAGGAAACUGGAGGACCUGGAGGAAACUGGAGCACCUGGAGGAAACUGGAGGACCUGGAGGAAACUGGAGCACCUGGAGGAAACUGGAGCACCUGGAGGAAACUGGAGGACCUGGAGGAAACUGGAGCACCUGGAGGAAACUGGAGCACCUGGAGGAAACUGGAGGACCUGGAGGAAACUGGAGCACCUGGAGGAAACUGGAGGACCUGGAGGAAACUGGAGCACCUGGAGGAAACUGGAGCACCUGGAGGAAACUGGAGCACCUGGAGGAAACUGGAGGACCUGGAGGAAACUGGAGCACCUGGAGGAAACUGGAGCACCUGGAGGAAACUGGAGGACCUGGAGGAAACUGGAGCACCUGGAGGAAUUCUGGAGCAGCCACAGGGAGAGCAUAUAUACUCCACUCAGGAAGACCCUAUUCUGCCCAGGAUUCAAACCCAGAACCUUCUUUUCGUUCCCUUCAAACGAGACAGAAGGUUUUGUGGUUGGAGCUGCCGUUCGUGGUGCAGCCCGGUAUCUGCAGUUCUGUCCUCGACCGUGACGCACGACAGCCGCUGGAGAGACAGUGUUCAGGCUUCUUCUUCUCUCAGCGUUAA